This is a messenger RNA of Ctenocephalides felis (cat flea), 6960 nucleotides long. It is a transcript of the gene Ppn, whose product is annotated as papilin. Lineage: Eukaryota; Metazoa; Arthropoda; Insecta; Siphonaptera; Pulicidae. Gene Ontology annotation, cellular component: extracellular matrix; extracellular region. Bases 1 to 6960 code for a protein of 2319 amino acids. The record is from RefSeq and is a predicted model, not a curated record. The transcript has 38 exons. Gene Ontology annotation, biological process: extracellular matrix organization. Gene Ontology annotation, molecular function: metalloendopeptidase activity; serine-type endopeptidase inhibitor activity.
AUGGCUUACCUGCCUGAUAGCUUUGUAGUGCCUGGUGGUGAUGGGCGGAGACCUGACCUGUGGGGGGAAUGGGGCCCACCUUCAGCGUGUUCUCGAACUUGUGGCGGAGGUGUCGCGUAUCAAUCACGACAAUGCACACAUAUAGCACCUGAUGGAACGCCAUACUGCGACGGCGGAGACAAAAAAUACUUUUCAUGUAAUACUGAGGAAUGCCCCGACGGUUCCGUUGAUUUCAGAGCAGAACAAUGUUCAAAAUUCGACGAAGUUCCUUUUGAGGGUGUGAGAUAUGAAUGGGUGCCCUAUACAAAAGCUCCGAAUGCCUGUGAGUUGAACUGCAUGCCUCGUGGAGAUAGAUUUUACUUUCGACAUAAGCUCAAAGUUAUUGAUGGCACAAGAUGUGAUGAUGAAAAGCCUGAUGUUUGUGUAAACGGUAUUUGCCAGCCAGUAGGAUGCGAUAUGAUGAUAGGAUCAUCAGCACGAGAAGAUAAAUGCCGAAUAUGCAGAGGCGAUGGUUCCACUUGCAGCACAUUGGAGGGCACUCUGGAAGAACGAGACAGGCCAAUGGGCUAUAAUGAUUUGUUAUUAAUUCCUGCGGGCGCCACAAACAUAGAAGUAAAAGAAUUAGCACCUUCUAAUAAUUAUUUGGCUGUACGUAACAGCACAGCACAUUAUUACUUAAAUGGAAAUUGGCGCAUACAGUUUCCUAGAGUUUUAACAUUCGCGGGCUGCCACUGGCAUUACGAACGCUGGCCCCAGGGUUUUGCUGCUCCCGAUACGCUUCGUUGUCUGGGUCCUAUUAAUGAACCACUGUAUAUUGUUCUCUUGACCCAAGACCGUAACGUGGGUGUGAGGUACGAGUAUUCAGUUCCAAACAGUUUGGCAAAACCAAAUCACCCGGAUGUUUAUACGUGGACGUACGAUGAUUUUUCACCUUGCUCAGUAAGCUGUGGUGGCGGUCUGCAGACUCGACGUGUGACUUGCUCAAAUCGACUUGACUUACAAAUUGUUUCUGAUGAGCUGUGUGAUUCCAAUCAGAGACCACAGGAACAACAAGUAUGUUCUACUGAGCCAUGUCCUGCUCACUGGGUCCCUGGCGCGUGGUCGCAGUGUUCUACUCCUUGCGGUCAAUCUGGUGUUCGGGAAAGACAAGUCUUCUGUCAGAGAGUUGUUGCUAAUGGAAUAACGUCGCUUGUAGAUGACAGUCAAUGCUUAGACUCGGGAGAAAAUAAACCACCCCAAACUGAGGCUUGCAAUCAAGACGAAAUUUGUCCUGAAUGGCAUGUGGGACCUUGGUCACCGUGUGAUCGACUGUGCGGUCCUGGCGCUAAACGACGCGACGUCAAAUGCUUCCGUAGGGAUGACCAUGGACGAAUUAUAGUAUUACAAGAUUCGGACUGUCCAGAACCAAGACCGGAAUCUGCUCAACAUUGUACUUUAAGACCGUGCGAGGGUGUUGAUUGGAUUACAUCUGCUUGGAGUGGAUGUUCGGCUUGUGGUUCUGCUCAAGAGACUCGUGCUGCUUAUUGCGCUAGUGCAGCAGGUGAUAUUUAUCCAGAUGAAAUGUGUCAUGGGCACAGUAAACCAGAAACUGUUCGUUCAUGCGCUGAUGAACACUGCGAUGGAAUGUGGUUUUCCACCCAAUGGACUAAGUGUUCUGCACGUUGCGGUAAAGGUGUUCGUACACGAAAAGUUUUCUGUGGUGAGUUUGUUGACGAUUUGAUUAAAAAAAUCGAUGAAUCAAGAUGUCAACCUGAAGACAAAAUGUCAGAGGAAGAAGAAUGCAUUACUGAACCAUCCGUUUGUGGCGCUGAGUGGUUUACUGGACCAUGGUCGGAGUGUUCUGAACCUUGUGGCGGAGGAGUACGAACAAGAAAAGUACUGUGCAUGGAAAAUGAACAAGUUGUUCCUUCUUCAAAUUGUGAUUUGGAUCUUAUCGAAUUUUCAUCGGAAGAAUGCGGCAAUGAAACAUGCACUACUGAUUCUGUGAUUCAUGUGGGCUCUCACUCGCCUUUAACAUUAUCAGAGACUGAAGAAUCAUCAGAAAGCUCUAUGUCAAUAACAUCUGUUAGUCCAGAAGAGUAUGAAGAUGAAGAUGAAGAUGAUUUAGAGUGGUGUGAAGAAGAUGAAGAUGAAGACGAAGAAGGAGCAGAUGAGAGCACUGAAGAUUUGGGUGCUUUGGGACUAGUCUCAUUUGAUUUAUCAACAGCCGAAAUGGUAUCUGAGUCAACGCUGUUCUCUGAAGAUUUAAUGUUGAGUGAUAGCACAAGUAGCGACGCGGGUGUGUCGGAUGCGACUGAAGUAUCAUUAUCAACAGAGGGGUCUGGUGCUUCGACACUAGAUGAAGGAUCUGGUGACACGUCUGAUUUUACUUCAUCAGAUAUUUCCACAACGGAAAAAUCGUCAGAAAUGAGUUCAGAAAUAUCUUUGGCGACUAGUUCAUUAUCAAGUUCUGAAUCUACACUUUCUUCAGAAUUUACUUCUGGUGCAGAAAGCACCAGCGGCUCCAUUAGUACUUCAGAAGGUUCAACUAUUUCUGCAACUAGUGAUCACUCAGAAUUUAGCACGGAAAGCACUUCACUUUCAUCAAUUGCCUCAGACUUAACUUCGGAAAUUGCUACUGCUCUAAGUGCAGAUAUGACAUCAGAUUAUGUUUCUACUGAAGUAUUUACCGGUUCAACUGACGUUUCAAGUGCUGAAUCUAGUUCUGAGACCAUUACUGAAUCAAAUACUGAAUUAGUUUCGGAAACAAGCACAGAAUCAGUUUCGGAAUCUAGUUCUGUAUCAAAUACUGAAUCAAGUACUUCAGAAAGCUUAGACUCAAGCAGUAGCCUGUCUAGUGAAUCUCCGGAAACUACAGAUUCAUCAAGCACUAUGUCAUCAACAUCAGAUGAGUCAACUAUUUCUAGUCAAAUGACAAGUGACAGUACAUCAGACCUAGUAUCUAGUUCGAGUGAUACUACAACGAACGCAGCAUCGUAUUCUAGUGAAGCUUCAUCGGAUGGAAUAACUGAAACUAGUGAUUCAACAACGGCAAGCGAAACUUCAAGCCAAACCAGUUAUAUGUCCACUGUGUCUGACAAUCUAGGUUCGCAGCCACCAGAAGUUAAUGGUGAAGUUGAUACCGCCGAAUUUUCUAUAACUACGCUGUCAGAAUCUUCAGAAUACUCAACAUCAACGAGCAGUGAGGAAUUGUCGAAGAGUACGACUGUAGAUAUGUCUACACUAAGUUCUGAAGCUAGCACCGUGGAGUCUUCAAGUACAACCGACAGUUCCGAUGCAACUACCGAAGCAACAGUAUUAUCUACCGAUGUUUUUACCGAAGAAACACCAACUUCCGAUAGCACAAAAAUGUCAGAAGCCAGUGAAGCCACAUCAGAUGCCACCGACGUUACUUCAGAAUCUACUGAGAUUACUUCAGAGAUCUCUGAGUUUACUUCAGAAGCUUCUGAGAUUACUUCAGAGGCCUCUGAGAUUACUUCAGAGUUCACUGAGUUCACUUCGGAAACUUCAGUUUCUGUGACAGAUUCUUCAGAGUCAACAAUAAGUUCGGAUAUCACAGAUGAGAUGUCAGAAACAAAUAUUUGGUCAACUACGGAAGAAACGUCAGAAAAAUCGGAUACAACGCCAAAUAUAAUGUUAGACAUAAUAACUAAAAAAUCAAGAAAAUUGAAAAAAUGUAAACCAAGGCCAAAGAAAAAGCCAAAAUGUGUGACAUCAAAAUAUGGUUGCUGUCCAGAUAAUAAAACUGCCGCAACAGGGCCAUUUGAUGAAGGUUGUAUUAUUCCUAAGACAUGCUUGGAAACCGAGUUUGGUUGUUGUCCAGAUGGCAUAUCAACAGCCAAAAGUAAAUCAAAGAAAGGAUGCCCCAAAAUUAUAUGUAAAGAGUCACUAUAUGGCUGUUGCCAAGAUAAUAAAACAGCUGCCCAAGGCAACGAUCAGGAGGGCUGUCCCAUACCCACUACCGCAGCUCCCGGUUGCAAAGAAUCAGAGUUUGGAUGUUGCUCAGAUGAAAUAUCUUUUGCCAAAGGUCCAAAUAUGGCCGGAUGUACUUGCGAAGACUGCACAACAGAAUCAACACCAGUUCCUCAAGAGGAUUGUCAAAACUCUGAAUUCGGUUGCUGUGACGACGGUGUUUCAUUUGCUACUGGACCACAAAAAGAAGGUUGUCUAUCAAAAUGCCAAAGAUCUAUAUUUGGUUGUUGCCGGGACGGUAAAACGCCUGCUCAUGGUCCAAAUGAAGAAGGUUGCUGUCUGGGAAGUCCUUAUGGCUGUUGUCAAGACAACAUUCAACCAGCCCGUGGUAUCAAUUAUGAAGGAUGUGAUUGCCAAUAUUCCCGUUAUGGAUGUUGUCAUGAUAAUACGACGUCUGCUAGAGGACCUGACCAGGAGGGAUGUGACUGUCAUUAUACAACAUAUGGUUGCUGCCCUGAUGGAAUAGCGCCUGCUCGAGGACCAGACUACUUUGGUUGUACCUGUUCCUCAUACCAAUUUGGUUGUUGCCCUGAUGGUAUUACAAUAGCCAGAGGACCACACAAACAAGGGUGCGGAUGUGCGGAAAGUAAAUUUGGUUGUUGCACUGACGGAGUGAACCCUGCCACAGGACCGAACGGCGAGGGAUGCGAUUGUUCAAAGAGCGAACAUGGAUGCUGUCUCGAUGGUACAACUGAAGCAGGAGGUGAUAAAUUUGAAGGUUGCACUGACAAACCUAAAUAUCCACAAGAAUACUGUGCACUGGAUAAAGAAAGGGGAACAUGUCGUAAUUACACCGUUCGCUGGUUCUUUGAUACCGCAUACGGUGGGUGCAGUCGCUUCUGGUAUGGAGGUUGUGAUGGAAACAAUAAUAGAUUCAAUUCACAAGAAGAAUGCAAAGAUAUAUGUGUUGAUGUCCAAGGCAAAGAUCGUUGUCGGCUGCCAAAGAUAACUGGUCCAUGCGAUGCAUAUUAUCCAAUGUGGUAUUAUGAUAAUGAAAGGAAGCAAUGUGGACAGUUUAUAUAUGGAGGAUGCCUAGGAAACAAUAAUAAAUUCGAAACGAGAGAAGAAUGCGAAGGAUUGUGUGUCAGUCACCAAACAUUGGAUACGUGCGAUCAGGAAAUGGAUGAGGGUCCUUGUAGAGGAUCGUUUGAGCGGUGGUAUUACGAUAAAAAUUCAAAGAGUUGCCAAAGAUUCCGCUUUGGUGGGUGCAAAGGAAAUAGCAACAAUUUUAUUAGUGAAUCUGCAUGUCAACAGAAAUGUGCAACAAAAGAAGCUCUUCAAGCUUACUGUUACUUGCCAAGAGAACAAGGCACUUGCGAAGAACAAGAAUCUCGUUGGUUUUAUGACACCAAUCAGAAGAGAUGUGUUCCAUUCUACUAUAGUGGUUGUGGCGCCAAUGAGAACAAUUUUGCUACACGCGAUGAUUGCGAACAUUACUGUCCUUCUGUAAAGGCCCGCGAUGUUUGCACAUUACCAAGUCUUGUAGGAGAAUGUCAUAAUUAUACUCAACGUUGGUAUUAUGACACUCUAGCCAAACAUUGCAGAGGUUUUUACUAUGGAGGAUGUGGUGGCAAUGGAAAUAAUUUCUUAGACGAAUUGUCAUGUCUGCAAAGGUGUUCUGAUAGGAUGCCCGAAGAACCUCGCCAUGUACCAGAACGAAGGGAACCCGACGAAAAUAUCGACAGGCAACGUGAAAGGGAGGAAAGAGAAAGAGAAAGGGAAAGGGAAAGAGAAAGGGAAAGGGAAAGGGAAAGAGAAAGAGAAAGGGAAAGGGAAAAUACUCGGCCAGUAUAUUCCAGAGUAAACAUUUUUUUUUCAUGUCCAUUUGUUAAUUAUCAUUUCAUACAAUUAAAUGUUGUAGAUUCAUGUAAUUUGCCUGCCGAACAAGGUCCGUGCGAUUCAUAUGUAGUGCAGUGGUAUUAUGACGCGAGAUCUGGCACCUGCAACAAGUUCCACUACGGAGGAUGUCAGGGAAACCAGAAUCGUUUCAACACAUUACGUGAAUGCAUGCAUGUCUGCCACAGGGGACCUGAUCCAAAUGCUAUUCACUAUGCAACAGUGGCGCCACUGUCUCGAGACAACACAUCAGCAGAUGCCUGUUCAUAUCCUGUUUCCUCUGGACCAUGUUCGUUCCACAUACCAUCUUGGUAUUUCAACAAUGAAACACAACGAUGCGAAGCAUUUGUCUAUGGAGGGUGCGAGGGCAAUCCAAACAGAUUUGAAAGUGAAGAGCUCUGUGAAAGUCAUUGUGUUAGACGACCUGAAGAGAAUAUUAUUAACAAUUGCAUCAAUGACGAUCGAUCGUGUGAAGAAUUACGUUGUCCUUACGGUAUUCAUAAAUCUGUGGAUAAAAAUAAUUGUGUUCAAUGCUCAUGCUUUGAUCCUUGUUCUGAUAUCCGCUGUCACGAAGGAAGUUCAUGCGGAAUAGACUUGCAACGAGAUGAAGUUUCUGGUAGAACAAUUUUCAUUGGAGAAUGUCGGCUCGAAAACAAACCAGGAUCUUGUCCAGUCAGUUUUGUUGCUGGACAUGAGGAAGAUAGAUGUUCUCGUGAAUGCCAUACAGACGCUCAAUGUCGGGGUCCAGCAAAAUGCUGUCAAAAUGGAUGUAGUAUCAUAUGUACUAUGCCUAGUAAAUUAAGCAAUCUUACUGAAUUAUUAACUACAGUUGCACCUAACAUUACUGAUAAUACACCACCACGAUUGUUUGUGCCUUCUACCCGAGUUGACGCUGAACAGGGUAGUGUUGCUGAACUGCAUUGUAGUGUAAUUUCUGGAAAACCAACUCCAACUGUGGAUGGAACAAAAGAUAAUUAUCGAUUGCUACCAGAUAAUACUUUGCAAAUAGUUUCAGUGAGCGAAAAAGAUAGUGGCCAAUAUACUUGUAGUGCUGAUAACGGCGUUGGACAUCCAGUCUCUGAAAAUAUAGAAUUACGGAUAUUAGGUAUAAUAUUUGUCAUUGGUAAUUUAAUGUCAUCAAAAUUAAAGUAA